Molecule: messenger RNA, 753 nt
Organism: Symphalangus syndactylus (siamang)
Lineage: Eukaryota; Metazoa; Chordata; Mammalia; Primates; Hylobatidae
Product: embryonic stem cell-related gene protein-like
Source: RefSeq, a predicted model, not a curated record
GUCCUGGGGUCUCGUUGCGAUUCCGCCCCGCUUACUCGAAAAGAGGGGUAACAGCGUCAACAAGCAGAAUAAUAAAAAGCGUUUAUCGAGUGCUACACGCCAGGCAGGCUCUCUUUUUAUAGUAAAUUUAUUAUUAAUUUUAAUAAAAUGAUAGUGUCAAGCCUCUGAGCCCAAGCCCAGCCAUUGCAUCCCCUAUGACUUGCACGUAUACAUCCAGAUGGCCUGAAGUAACUGAAGAGCCACACAAGAAGUAAAAAUAGCCUUAACUGAUGACAUUCUACCAUUGUGAUUUGUUUCUGCCCCACCCGAACUGAUCAAUGUACUUUGUAAUCUCCCCCACCCUUAAGAAGUUUCUUUGUUCUUCUCCCCACCCUUGAGAAUGUACUUUGUGAGAUCCACCCCUGCCUGCACAACAUUGCUCUUAACUUCACCACCUAUCCCAAAACCUAUAAGAACUAAUGAUAAUCCACCACCUUUUGCUGACUAUCUUUUCGGACUCAGCCCGCCUGCACCCAGGUGAAAUAAACAGCCAUGUUGCCCACACAAAGCCUGUUUGGUGGUCUCUUCACACGGACGCGCAUGAAAUUUGGUGCCGUGACUCGGAUCAGGGGACCUCCCUUGGGAGAUCAAUCCCCUGUCCUGCUCUUUGCUCCGUGAGAAAGAUCCACCUACAACCUCAGGUCCUCAGACCGACCAGCCCAAGAAACAUCUCACCAAUUUCAAAUCCAAACUUCACUACAUGACCAGAUCCCA